Molecule: messenger RNA, 1873 nt
Organism: Diatraea saccharalis (sugarcane borer)
Lineage: Eukaryota; Metazoa; Arthropoda; Insecta; Lepidoptera; Crambidae
Source: the annotation of a GenBank genome assembly
GUCGCCGGCCAUAUUGAGUUUCGUUGUGCUUCUCGAUCCAGCUAGAUGCGCAGUAAUCUGCAAGCUCUAGUAGAAAUAAGGUUUUAGAUUCUAUAAUAGUGAGAAUAAUUAAAGUGAUUUACAUUGUGAGAUAAAAAUUAAUCAACAUGAGUUACGGUAGACCUCCACCGCGAAUAGACGGCAUGGUGUCUUUGAAGGUGGACAAUCUAACGUACCGCACGACGCCUGAAGAUUUACGUCGUGUUUUCGAAAGAUGUGGCGAUGUUGGUGAUAUUUAUAUACCCAGAGAUCGUUAUACACGUGAAAGUAGGGGAUUUGCAUUCGUCAGGUUCUACGAUCGCCGUGAUGCUGAAGAAGCCCUAGAUUCGUUGGAUGGGCGCAUGCUGGACGGCAGGGAAUUAAGAGUGCAAAUGGCUCGCUAUGGUCGUCCUUCUUCGCCAUACAGAAGCAGAUAUGAUCGCCGACGGAGGUCCCGUUCGCGUUCGAGGAGGCGCUCGUACACACGCAGUCGCUCCCGUUCACGUUCCCGCUCGCGCUCAGACUCCAAGAGCUCUCGGGGCCGUUCUCGCAGCCGUAGCCGCUCCCGAUCCCGCUCCAGGCAUUGAAUGGUUGGGUUGAGAGUACCUAUUGUAAGCUGAAGGGCUGUACGACAAGAGCCAGCAGCCUUUGGCCAAGGUACUAAAAUUUACCAUCUCACUAGCCAUCCAAGACCUAACUAUGAUAAACAUAGUGGCAAAUAUUUGAUGUAACAAAUUAUUUUUAUGUUUCUUAGGUUAUUGUAAUGUAAGAUAUUCAUCAUAAUGAUUUUCCUUUUUUAUUUGCAUACAAUAAUAUUGUUUAGAUUAACGGUUGUCAAUGUACUUCAGUUGGAACAAAAUUAUGAUUCAUUUAUGAACUUUUAUUUCUAAAUGUAAUGUUAUACUCACCUUCAUAUUAACUAUUUGAGUUGUUUUAAAUUGUAAAAUAGUAUUGUACACUGUACUAUCUUUUGUAUGAUUAACCAGGAAUUGGGUUUAAAACCAUGACGGUUGUUAGAUGUAAUUUCAGGUGUGUUAACAUACUAAUUUCCAGCAGAUCAUGUUCACCAAGAGACAAUUGGGCUAAAUUGGGAAAUAUUAUGUGACAGCCUCAAUGAUGUGGUAAAUAACUUCAAAUGGAUCAUCUGACUGAAGUUAUCAAUUUUUCAUUUUAUAAUAAAAUUACAUAGAAUCUAAGUUUCUUUUAACAGUUACAUCUAGUAGUCUUUUAAGUUUAAAUUUUAGGCGUCCGUGCCUUGCUCAUGUGGACAGUGAUCUGGAUACCUAAACCCUUCAUCCUGAUCCCAACAUAAAAAUAUAAAUUGGUUGACUGUUCACAAGAGCUUUCUGCUCUUAUAUGUUGAUGUAAUAACUACUAAACUCCUGUUGAGGCAAUCAAAAUUAAUUUUGAUGUUGGUAUGCUCAGGGCGUGUGGAGUACGCGGGGAGCGAGGCGAAAAUGCGGGGAGGGGGGGUUUGCCGUUUGCUGACAACUGCUGUUUUGCUGUUGUUGCCGUACAUAAAGCCGGUGCUGCUCGCUGGCCUGUUUGCUGUGGCAGUUUCCUGUGCUGAUUCCUGUGAUUUGCAGAUUUCACGCGUCUAGGUUUAUUAAUGUCGACCAGAAACAGAAACGCCCACACCCUCCCUGGCCCUCCCCCUUUACACUGAACGAGUUCACGAAUAUCUAACUAGUAUUUUGAUAUGUUCUUAUUUUUUGUGUUAGCCUAGAUUAGACGUCACUGUAUUAUUACAGAGUAAGGGUAUUUUAUUCACCCUAUAAACUAACAUCAAGAAAGAAGAAACAUCGCAUCGGGCACUGGAUUCUGUGUAGUUUGAUUUAUGUAUUAAUAAAUAAGU